AUGGGUUCUCAUCCGAAUUUAAGUUUAUCGGGACUGAUACCACAGAGGCCUAGCAUGGAAGGGGGCAAUAACCCAAGCAUUUCUGUACCACCACCUCUUCAAAGAAAUCAGAACGAGUUUGUAAGUUUAAACUCUGAUGAGUUCCGCAUUGAAAAUUUGAAACACUGUACAGACAUCCCACUGAAAAUACCGCAUGACAAAGGGGGUAACAAACUGUUAAGACAGUUUGACAACGCUGUUUGUGGGAAAGUAACCGAUGAUAACAACAUCUUGAUACUGGACAUUUCCUCUAAUGGGCCUGCAUUGCCCAGUUCAUUUGUGAUUUCGUCACUACCGUCCACACUGACCCGACUGUUGGGGUCCUCAAAGCUAGGAGACGCUUCAUUGCCUUCACCAGUCCAGCUGUUGUCUUCAGAUAUAAACAACCAUAUUCAUCGAAUACACCUCGUAUUACCCAGCACGCUUUUAAGAAGACCUAGAUUCAAAUUCGAAAACAUGCUUCUCACCACUUUGACAAAGGAAAAAAUUGAUAAUUUGAUGAAUGUUAUCGACAAAUGCAGCACAUACAUCGUCUUCGAUGAGGACAGCACGUUUGAGAAAUGUUCAAGGAGGACACAUUCAUUGCUGACUAAAUUUACAGACUACAUUUCCAGAAAGUAUCCCACAGCCCAUAAAGAAUUUAUUCUUUUGUCGCCAAGCAAAGAUGGUGAAGAACUCGGUCUAAAUGGAAAAGAUCUGAAGGACGCGACCUCAAAAGUACAAAAAUUCAACUUGACGGUAAAUAUUCCCUCAGAGGCCUCCAAGAAAAUGUUUAUCCAAUCAAUUAAAAAGGAUGCAGUGCAUUAUUCGCCAACAUCUUUGAAGAGGUAUUUUAGCUUCGAUAUACCGGAUACUCUAGAAGUUUCUGAUCGCUCUCUACCCACUUGGUUGAAACCCUUCACCGAGAGGGGGAAAGAAUUUGACAUUUUACUUCUUAUCAUGAGACAAUUUGAACUCUUGGAAACUUUGGAAAAUGAAAGACUGUCCAAAUGCCUCUCUGACGAAAAUGCGAGAAUAUCCUCGAACUCAUCAAAGAAAAGAAACGGGGGAGCUGCCUCAAGCUCAUUGGGGAAGAUAUAUUCUUUAACACAUUUGCAAAAAAGGUUCAAAAGACAACACCGUAAAUGGAAUUACAGUCAAAUAUCUUUGCAGAAACAAAUGUCGUCUGCGUCUAUCUCGAAUUCUGGGAAUCCUUCAAAGGGGAAGGAAGGCGAGAAAACACAAAACUCAAGCUCCAAAUUAAAACUCCAACCUUUGAUAGUAUCAAGUGAUGACAAUUCUAAUUGUCAAGAAGGUUCACCUUGCACGGAUAAUAGCGCAACGAGCGAACCACUACUGACACCACUGGACAACUACGAGGUCUCACAAGGGAUCUGUUCUUUCAAUAAAAACAGAUACUCAAAUAUCCUACCUUACGAGCACUCUAGGGUCAAAUUGCAUAAGUCGCCUAUGGACUUAAUGAACGAGGACGGACCGGGAUACAACAGUGAUACCUCCUCCAAAAAAUCUAGCGAUGGGGAUUCCCAGACAACGUUUAAUUUCAAAAGAAGAAGAAACUCUUCUUGCACAUCGUCGUUUGCGAAAGAAAAUGGUCGAAAUGAUACAACUACAGAAGAGGGCAAUGCCAGUUCUCCUACAAUCCUGGAAAGCAAUAUUCAUCAGCCCAAUUUACCUACUGCCCACAAUCCGCAUAAAUUUGAGUCAGGCAAAAUCUUUAAACCCAAAACGGAUGAAGAUAGGGAGCAAUUUAACGACUACUUCAAUGCGAAUUACCUAAGCAUCCCACAGAUCAAUGGCGACUACAAGUAUGUUGCUACACAGGCACCGUUACCUUCUACAAUAGACGACUUCUGGAAUGUGAUAAUAUUUAACAAGAUUCGCACUAUUAUAUCCCUGAACUCUGACAAUGAGCUGGAGAUGAGAAAGUGGGAUAUAUAUUGGAACAACAACGAUGAGAGGGAAUAUAUGAUAAAUGUUAUCGAGACUAUGAAGGAUAUAUGUGGUUUAAACGGGUGUACAUUGAGAGUCUUUCAAGUGUCCAAGAAGAAUUCAAGAAAAUAUCUACUUGUCUAUCAAUUGCAGUACACAAAAUGGCUAGACUCUUGCAGUAUUGACAUGGAAAGCAUUUUACAAUUGUUCAAAAUCAAGGACAAAUUACAGGACGAUCCUUUAAGGUUUCUGAAACAGUCAGAGCUCUCAACUUCCCUGAAUAUCGAAAAAAUGACUGAAUUGCAUACUUCAAUUGACAAUUACAGCGUCAGUCAGCCCAAAAAUGAAGAUUCAUUGAUAUUGAUCCACUGCUCUGCGGGAUGUGGCAGGACUGGGGUGUUCAUUACCUUGGACUUCUUAAUCAAUAUCCUUACUCCGACAAAAAACAAGUCUAACAGAGUCGACGUUUGGAACAUGAAAACAGAUUUUAUUUUCAUUAUUGUGAACGAGUUACGAAAACAGCGUCUAUCCAUGGUUCAAAAUUUAAGCCAGUACAUCACUUGCUACCAAUCAAUUUUGAAGUAUUUCGCUCUGCUCAAGGAUGAUCAGAUGCACAACAAUACUUCCAACAUAUAA
Messenger RNA from Huiozyma naganishii CBS 8797, 2604 nucleotides. RefSeq names its product protein-tyrosine phosphatase. Gene Ontology annotation, biological process: protein dephosphorylation. The record is from RefSeq and is a predicted model, not a curated record. The transcript has a single exon. Bases 1 to 2604 code for a protein of 867 amino acids. Gene Ontology annotation, molecular function: protein tyrosine phosphatase activity. NCBI's taxonomy places the organism in Eukaryota, Fungi, Ascomycota, Saccharomycetes, Saccharomycetales, Saccharomycetaceae.